Molecule: messenger RNA, 1260 nt
Organism: Schizophyllum commune H4-8
Lineage: Eukaryota; Fungi; Basidiomycota; Agaricomycetes; Agaricales; Schizophyllaceae
Exons: 6
Coding region: 1-1233 (410 amino acids)
Source: RefSeq, a predicted model, not a curated record
AUGCCGUGGAACCUGACCAUCGACGACACUAGUCCUUGGCUUCUUUACGAUGGGAACUACUUUGCGCACACGGGCUGGAAGCAAUGGUAUAGCGGCACAGGCUACGUGGACGGUGCACCAACCCGGGAGGCAGCCGAGGGCAACUCUCUCCAUGUCCGCAACUCGACGGGCUUUGUCUCUCUGACUUUCAAUGGAACCGGCGUACAGCUAUACGGAUCGAGCAACGCAUCGUACGCUGUGCAGCUGGACUCUCAGAACCAGGGAUCUCGAUUGCAAGGAAACGACGGCGAGCUAUUCAGCACGCAAGGGCUCGAUGCUGCCGAGGAACACAACAUCACCUACCAAUGUCAUUCUUCCGAGGACAGUCAGCUUUGCGGCUUUGAUCGCGUGGUACUGUUCAACGAGGAAUACGACGGCUUGGACUGGACCGUCGUUAGUAAUCGCGACCUGGACCGGCUCAUGUACUCCGGGACCUGGACGGUCGACCACUGGGACGGCGUGCCCAGCGCCACGACAAGGCAGACCUUCUCGUGGUCCAAUUCGCCCUUCGCGUCGGUGUCAAUGAAGUUCACGGGCGCACAGGCGGUCGCGGUGUAUGGCUCGACAACAUUCGAGCACGGGAUCUAUUAUAUUACCCUGAAUGGUCAGAAGGUGAACCGCGACGCGUUUUCCUGGCGGCUUUUAGGAGACACCUUGAAGUAUUUUCGCGACGGCCUCGACGAGAACGAGGAAUAUACGAUCACGGUCGGGCCUGAUCAAAGCGCGCGCUUCGCCUUGAAUUCGAUGCGUCUGCUGGGAAGCUCGGUGUCCAUACUUUCGAGUGCCGAUGCCAAAACAUCCACCUCUUCAAAAACGACAUCUAGCCCGCUAGAUUCGACGUCCACUUCUCCAAACACGACAUCCACAGGUCCAGACAAGCCUUCCCCACGCACGAACAUCGGAAUCAUUGUCGGACCCGUCGCUGGAGGAUUGGCUCUACUCUGCAUCGCCGUCGGCCUCCUUGUCUACCGCAAAUUUAGAAGAGAGCGACGCGAGAAGCAGCGACUGCCCACGCUGGUGUCCACACGCGACAUGGCAAGACGACAUGGCGUGGACCCGUAUAUAAUGCAGACGUCGGCAGGGAUCAUGUUGAAGGGAAGCGGUGCUCUUGUGUCACCUGCGAGCGACGAUGUACCGCCUCCAUCGUACCAGGAAGAAUGUCUACGAGACUCGGACUUCGGCGGUAAGAGAUAAUUUACUUGCAGUUUAGGGUACGGAUGC